UUUAAACCGGCGGGCGCCUGUAAAUCCCGUCAAUCCCCAGACAACAACGCACACGCCAAUCGGAAACUAAUGGUGGGUAGUAGAGUAGAUGUAGAGUAGUUUCUGGGGCAGCUGUCCUCAAAAGACAAAAGUAUUUGCUUGGCCUCGCCUGUUUCUCCUAGCAAUUGUCAGACUCAUUUAUUUGAAUUGUUGUUGUUCCGUCUCUCACCCAAACAACAUUCUCUUUCCUCUGACAACCUUCAAUAUGCUUUCUCCCUUCAGAUUAGCCAGCAGGCAAGCAAUUACUCGCGGUGUUGCUUCAAGAAGUAGCAUUGCCAUCAGACAAGCUUCCACCUGGGCUGAUGUACCACAAGGUCCUCCAGUAUGUAUUUCUUCAAUGGCACAACUUUAGAGACUCCAAGCUAAUCUGUUACAGGAUGUAAGUCAUUGAAUUCUCCCAUUCAAUAGAAGGCUAGUUUUCUAAUUGUGCGAUUGUUUGUGUGCAGGCCAUCUUAGGUAUGAGUUAAGAAUUGGAUUAUUUGGUCUGACUUUGAAUUCUGACAAAAAAUUAGGUAUUACCGAGGCCUUCAAGGCAGAUAGUUUCAAGGAGAAGAUCAACCUGGGUUUGUCAUACCGGAUUUCUCUCAAUCAAUUGACACUGACUUUUUUCUAGGUGUCGGCGCAUAUAGAGAUGAUGCAGGCCAACCCUACGUCCUUCCCUCCGUCCGAACCGCAGAAGACAAGGUCGUUAAGGCAAAGCUCAACAAAGAAUAUGCUGGUAUUACCGGUGUUCCAGAUUUUACCAAGGCAGCUGCUGUCCUUGCCUACGGUGAAGGAUCAAGUGCUCUCGACCGUCUAGUCAUCACACAAUCCAUCUCCGGAACUGGAGCUCUCCGAAUUGGAGGUGCCUUCCUCCAACGAUUUUACCCUGGCGCAAAGAAAAUCUACAUCCCAAACCCAUCAUGGGCAAACCAUGCUGCCGUCUUCAAGGACUCAGGUCUCGAGGUUGAGAAAUAUAGAUACUAUAACAAGGAUACAAUUGGUCUCGAUUUCGAGGGUAUGAUUGCAGACAUUAAGGCUGCUCCAAAAGGAAGCGCUUUCUUGCUCCACGCAUGUGCGCACAACCCCACCGGUGUCGACCCAACUGUUGAGCAAUGGAAGGAGAUCAGCAAAGUUGUCAAGGCUAAUGGACACUAUGCUUUCUUCGAUAUGGCCUACCAAGGAUUUGCUUCUGGUGAUACCGACAAGGAUGCCUUCCCUAUCCGUCACUUCAUCAAGGAAGGCCACAACCCAUGUCUCGCCCAAUCUUUCGCCAAGAACAUGGGAUUGUACGGUGAGCGUGUCGGUGCAUUCUCCGUUGUCUGCGCCGAUGCCGACGAGAAGAAGCGUGUCGAUUCUCAAAUCAAGAUUCUCGUUCGUCCUCUCUACUCCAACCCUCCCGUUCACGGUGCCCGUAUCGCUUCUACAAUCCUCAACGACAAGGCUUUGAACAAGCAAUGGCUUGGUGAGGUCAAGGGCAUGGCUGACCGUAUCAUCACCAUGAGAGCUUUGUUGAAGAAGGAGCUCGAGAGCUUGGGCUCAAAGCACGAUUGGUCUCACAUCACCAGCCAAAUUGGCAUGUUCGCAUACACUGGUUUGACUCCUGAGCAAAUGGAUAAGUUGGCUAAGGAGGUAAGUUUUGUUCCACAUCAUUAGGAUAGAAAUCGUCUUUGCUAAUCAUGAUUUCAGCACUCUGUAUAUGCUACCAAGGAUGGUAGAAUAUCGGUCGCUGGUAUCACUACAGCAAAUGUUAAGAGAUUGGCUGCUGCCAUUCAUGCUGUUAAGCCAUAGAUGGGUUAUGUAGUUACAACUGCAAAAUUUAACAUAGCAUGGCAUGAUAGACAAGAUCUUUCUUGAAAUUAUUUUUUAGAGGCGAGUCCCGCGAAAAAGGCGCAAUAUAUACCAUCAAGAGAAAGAAAAAGUCUUC
Molecule: messenger RNA, 1945 nt
Organism: Sclerotinia trifoliorum
Lineage: Eukaryota; Fungi; Ascomycota; Leotiomycetes; Helotiales; Sclerotiniaceae
Source: the annotation of a GenBank genome assembly